CUACCAGAGCCAUGGGCUUCCUCACUCAGGCUGCCUUUCAGCGGCUGUCUGUUCUUGUUCUCUUUCUCGUUCUCGGUUUGGUUCAUUCUGCCGCUGCCGUUGUUUCAAAGGAGGAUGGCGAGGCUUUGUUAGCGUCAAAUAAACCUACGCGCUUCCUCGCAACCCAAAGACGGCCUCCAGACGUGCUGGAGCCUGACAGGCUUCAAUUGUUGAUUGAGCGUGACUGGGCCCUUUACAAGAAGCAAUUACAAGAAGCCAACCGAGCGCUAGACGCCGACUCCUUUGCAUGGGGCACUGGCGAGGAUCUCGAGGCGAAGCUAUUAGGCAUAACAAGUAAAAUCAAGGACACAUGGGAACAAGACUUUCUAACUGCAAUUACCCAGCGCAUUGAGGAUAAAUUGGGCGCUUGGAAGACACAGCGUGCAGCAGCCGUUCUGGCUGCGCAGAACCAAGCAAUGGAAGACACCAACAUCGCAGCGGAACAAGUCAAGCGGAAUGGCACCAACCUCAUGGACAACUGUACCCUCUCCAAAACGAAAACGAUGGCAACAGCGAAUGAGUGCAUGGCUCACCUCAACCAAGUAUUGCUCGACUGGCACUCGCACUUCACCAAUACCACCGUUCCCAAUUGGUCCAGUAUCGAGAAAAACGUUGAGGCUCACUUUUCGAAUCUCUGGUCCAAUCUGAGGAAUAAUGUUCUCAGAACCCUUGGCUCCGCGCCAGCCCCCUCAAGUAUGACAAUUCCCACAGAUAAGGAAAACAUUCUUUGGAUCAAAGUGUCCGUGCAGAUGGAUGGGCGCCCACGCGAUCCACUGCUUCGUAGAAUACGUCAACAUGUGAUAUUUGCACACGGGCUAACGACUCGACCUAUUGUUGAGCAAAAUGCACAGCUUCCCAAGACGACCAAUGGCAUGCAGCCACUCUUUGUAUUGGGCGAUUUCAGCGAUGGAUCCAUAUCGUUUGGCUGCAAAGUGUCAUACAACGCAGCCACCAUGGAGUUUGGCGUUUUACACCGCUGUCUGAAUGUCGAAAGCCAUUUGCGCUGUAACAUGUACAACUUCCAACUCGAAAUCCAACCCAAUCAGCUGUUCAACAAAUCCUCCGAGCUGGCUCUAAGCGAGCUGAUCCCUCUCGCCACGCUUUAACAUGUGAAUGACUUUUUGAAGCCACGCCGCUUCGCCAUUUCCUCUGCCCGAUGCGUGUGAAUGCAGAUCAAUUGAUCAAUGUUUG
Messenger RNA from Monosiga brevicollis MX1, 1230 nucleotides. RefSeq lists its product as uncharacterized. The coding region runs from base 12 to 1145 and encodes 377 amino acids. The transcript has 4 exons. The record is from RefSeq and is a predicted model, not a curated record. Lineage: Eukaryota; Choanoflagellata; Craspedida; Salpingoecidae.